Messenger RNA from Mollisia scopiformis, 2320 nucleotides. Its product is annotated as carboxypeptidase S. Gene Ontology annotation, cellular component: fungal-type vacuole lumen. The record is from RefSeq and is a predicted model, not a curated record. Gene Ontology annotation, molecular function: metallocarboxypeptidase activity. Bases 360 to 2108 code for a protein of 582 amino acids. NCBI's taxonomy places the organism in Eukaryota, Fungi, Ascomycota, Leotiomycetes, Helotiales, Mollisiaceae. The transcript has 2 exons.
CCCCUGUUCAUCGGUAGGAUUGCCGUUGGGGUGAUAUUGGUCCGCUGCUAGUAGCGCUUACGCCGCGGGGUAGCGCCAAAGGUGGGAUUUGCGUUCUUUAGUGAAAGAAUCGCAUCAUUCUUUUCUAUCCACAUUGAACCCACAAUUGCUAAAGAUCAAUCGAAAGGGUCCAAAGAAAUCAAUAAGCAGGAGUUUGAGACGAAGAUAGGUUCCCGUUGUUUUGAUCUGGAUCGACGGACUUGGAAGAGUUGCAGCAAAUUCGAACAUUGCCUCUCGAUUGUCGAAUUAUUUUUAGGGACGUUGCACCAAUCGUUACCUAGGAGACUGACAAUUGGAUCAAUUUUGCAUCACAUUUCAAGAUGGGAGAAAAGGAUGGCUUGAUAUCCCACAUCCAAGGGGCUGGGUCUUUUACCCCUCCUCAACAUCGAAGCUGGAGACCUUUCGUCAACACCUUUAUCGCUGGCCUCUUACUCGCAUCUCUGAUCAUCUACAAACGACACGAUCUUUCCUUAAUCCCCAGUGAUUGUAUUGGUAAGCCGAAAUAUCAGCCGCAAUGUCCACCACAAGAAGUCAUAGGUCCGAAAUCGCGACCAGACAUCACGUCCCGAAAUGUUGAAACCAUUUUCAAAUCUCCCGCUUUUCGCAAUCUAAGUAUUGCACGUCUUAGUGGGGCAGUACAAAUACCAACUGAGGAUUUUGAUGGCAUGGGUCCUGUUGGUGAGGAUGAACGUUGGGAUAAAUUCUACAACUUGCAGGAGUAUUUUGAGAAGACGUUUCCACUAGUACACGAAAAGCUCGAGUUGGAGAUUGUGAAUUCUCACGGUCUUGUAUAUACUUGGAGAGGAUCAGACAACAGUCUCCAGCCACUUCUCCUCAUGGGACAUCAAGAUACUGUGCCCGUAGCCGCAGAUACGCGUGACCAAUGGAAAUAUCCACCAUUCUCAGGCUACUUCGAUGGAAAGUACAUCAACGGUAGAGGUGUACAUGACUGCAAGAACAACGUCCUUGCCAUCUUCUCAUCAGUCACCGCACUUCUGGAAGCAGACUUCCAACCCCGCCGCACUGUUGUCCUCGGCUUUGGUUUCGAUGAAGAAGCACCGGAAGGAUACGGAGCACUUCAAAUCGCGAAAUAUCUCGAGAAAUUAUGGGGUCAGAAUUCUUUUUCUAUAAUCGUUGACGAGGGCGUCAUAGGCAUCUCGAAGGUAGCGGGUAGGAGUUUCGGCUCCCCACAAGCGAGCGAAAAGGGGCAUAUGGACGCCGUGAUCCGGAUUCAUGUGCCUGGUGGUCAUUCGAGUAUGGCACCUCCCCACACUUCAAUUGGUAUUCUCUCCGAAGUCGUCACAGUAUUGGAGAACAAUGCUCGACGAAACUUCCCCAGUCGAUUUACAAGCAACAACCCAUUCUACUACCAGCUCCACUGCGCAGCCGAAGACCCUCUCACAGACAUCUCUCCCGAGCUCCGCCACGCACUCAAGAGUCCCAACAGGAAUGAUAAAGUCGUCGAGCUUUUGAAAAAAGACUUCUUAAAAGACAUCCUGCUCCGCACAAGCCAAGCAGUAACAAUCUUCAACUCGGGCAGCAAAUCCAACGCUCUUCCCCAAUACGCUCAGACCCUUGUAAACUACCGAAUCUCCAACGAAGAGUCGCUCUCUUACGUCCAAACACACAUCCAAGAUACAAUCUCCCCCAUCGCCACCAAGCACAACCUAAGCUUCGUCACGCUCCCCGAAACAAGCAACUCCUCCUCGUCACCAGAAAAUACCCUAUCCCUCGUCUUCCAACGCCCCCUCUCUCCCUCCCCCGUAUCCUCCCACAAAUCUUCUGCCUGGAAAUACUUCUCGGGUGUCAUCAAACACGUAUUCGACGAAGAAGGAGAAGGUAACGAUGUAUUAGUGGCACCGACGAUCGCGCAGGGGAAUACGGAUACGAAGUAUUUUUGGAACUUGACGGAUCAGAUCUAUAGGUUUGGGCCGAUGAGAGCGUGGCAUGAUGAGGGGUGGGGUGGGGUUCAUGAUGUGAAUGAGAGGGUGGCUAUAGAGGGGCAUUUAGAGAUGAUCCUGUUCUAUCAUGAGUUUAUUCGGGUUUUCGAUGAGGCAGAUUUGAGCUGAUGAGUACGCGGAACUUACAUGAAAGGAGGAUGGUGGGACUUUAUAUCUUUGUUUCGAUGACAUCUCGGUGUGGAUUCGGGAACAACAAAUUGGCUCAAGGGACUACAAUCCACACAGAAUUUCUUCCUGCCGAUGACCGGACGAAUUUCGUAGUCACCAAUGACACACAGCCUUCUCAAAGAUAAACAUCAAUAUAAGCCAUGCAUACAACU